CAGAGAAUACAUGACUGUGUACCUUCACCCUUCUAGACCGAAGAUGCAGAGAAUACAUGCACGCAAACCCAUACAAGCAACACCUAAAGGCCUGCAGCCUUAAACCUGUGGUGUUAGGGUGAUGAGUGCACUGACCCGCUGAAGCUUAGAGGAAUCAGUCGACGGAGAGGGUAGACUUAUGCUGCACUUCUUUUCUCUUCAGGCGGAUGUGAUCAGUGACGGAUGAUCGUGGCAGUGUGCUUUGACAGCAGCAGCUCUUUUUCUUGCCAAGGUGGUCAAGGGAGAAUCUCCUGUUUUUCUUCUAGUUGUGCAGUUGGAGCUUCGUCUUGGAAGGCUGAGCAGAUGUUGACUUCUUCUUGCUACCCCAUUUCUGGUGGUGGUGGUGGUGGUAGUGGUGGUGGAAGCAAGUCACUGGAUCAUGAUUUUGACUCUUUUGAAUGUGAGAGUGAGGAGAGUGUGGAGGUGCCGGAGGAGCACACAAAGCCGGUUCCGGCACGGAGCUCCGGCUCCAAGAGGAGCAGGGCUGCAGAGGUUCACAACAUGUCUGAAAAGAGGAGGAGGAGUAGAAUCAAUGAGAAGAUGAGGGCACUGCAAAAUCUGAUUCCCAACUCAAAUAAGACAGAUAAGGCUUCCAUGCUUGAUGAGGCUAUUGAGUAUCUCAAACAAUUACAGCUCCAAGUGCAGAUUCUUUCAAUGAAGAAUGGUCUUAAUCUCCACUCCAUGUAUUUGUCUGGAGGACUUCAGCCUUUCCGAACUUCACAGACAUGUAUAGGUUUCGGUCUGAAUGGCAACAUAGCAAUGAACAACCGAACAGGAAUGCUUCCCCUGAACCAAGAUUCACCUGUUCGGAGCUCAUUUGAUCUGUCAAAUCAGUGCACAACAAUCGAGCCCAGUCUCAUCAAUGUGACUAAUCUUGAGACUCCAUUAGUGAAUCCAGUAGAAUCUCAACGUGGAUCAGUCCAAGUUCCUGUAUCCUGUGAGGAAAUGUUAACAAGUGACUUGUUGACCCAGUUAUAUGCAGCGGAUUACACAAGGGACCUCACAGGUGGGCAAGCAUCAUCUGCAAUUGGUAUCGACUACUUGGAAGAAUGCAUAUUGGGAAUAGAAGGAAGGUCACAACAAUUGCUAUCCGAUGAGGAAAAUUUCAUUCAGCACUUGCAUGGCUUGCAGAGCGUAAGUUUUCCAAGUUCUGAUUUGAAGGAACCAUUUCAAGAUUCCUAAAGUGCACUGAUUAGGCCAUGAUGCCAAGGAAACCAGAUACAUUGGCACUGUGCCAUCUUUUGAUGAGAUUUACGGGAUGUAUUUUUGACAUUUCUUUGGCAUUGAAAUAUCUUCUUACUUGUGGAUUGUGAAAUCAGCUGCUACUAA
Musa acuminata AAA Group (dessert banana) is the source of this 1368-nucleotide messenger RNA. Its product is annotated as transcription factor SPATULA-like. The record is from RefSeq and is a predicted model, not a curated record. The transcript is spliced from 8 exons. The coding region runs from base 223 to 1221 and encodes 332 amino acids. Lineage: Eukaryota; Viridiplantae; Streptophyta; Magnoliopsida; Zingiberales; Musaceae. Gene Ontology annotation, molecular function: DNA-binding transcription factor activity; protein dimerization activity. Gene Ontology annotation, biological process: regulation of DNA-templated transcription.